GCGUCUUCUCCAAAGCUAAAACAAAUAAAUUAUGAUGUUUUACAUGAAGCAUGCCAUUUUGAAGGACUUAACGAGAAACUGGAAUCCAAGGUGUUUUUUACCUUCCGCCUAAAUCUAAGUACACGGGCGAUUUCGCAUUGCAGCCCCAUCGAUACGAGGCCGUGGCCGCCGUGGCUUUCCGAAGCUCAAGUGUUACGUGCGCCAUCAGGCGAAAAAAAAAAAGCCGAUGUUUCACAACUGACAGCGAGAGAGCAUAAAACAAAUGUGCUUGUGGAAAAGCGAUUGCAACAAUGCGUAGAAAGAUUACGCGGCUGAACCAAACGGUUGGUUUGCCUCUUACAUUCGUCGUAGGGACGAAAAAAGGUGAAGGCUAUACGUCUGGAACGCGUCCAAGCCACUUCACUGACAUCACGCACUCGUAUCGGCGAGCGGGACUGCAGCAAACAGUGCAACGGACCCAGUUGGACGAGACGCUGAGAUAGAACACAAGUACCCGUUUGGCCGACUGUUAUGCUUCGAAAACGCACAGGUUCAAUGGAGCAACGAGGACCCUUCUACCAAAUAGUAGAUGGCCUACCCAGAUGUCCAAAUGUCGACCCGGUCUUGGUGAGGAAAGCGCUGAAUUUCAAAGCCUCCAAGGGAGAUCUGGUGCAGUGGUCGUUUCCAAAAAGCGGGACACACUGGGUGCAGUACAUCAUCCAACUCAUUCUGAACGAAGGAGAAGGCGUGGAGAAUUACGACCAGUUCACCAGGAACACCCGCCCGAUGGAGUACGUUGGCGUCGACGACUGGAGACCAGCGCUGGCGUUGCGAUGCUUCGUCACCCAUCUCCAACCACAACCAGAGUUCAUGAGCAACGAAGCCAAGUAUGUGUACGUGGCCAGAAAUCCUUGGGACGUGUGUGUGUCUCUGUUUCACAUGGUCACCAACCUCAGCGUCUACCAUUUCGAGGACGGCACGUUCGACGAGUUCUUUGAGUACUUCUUGAACAAGGACUUUGGAUACGGCUCCUAUGUUGACCACGUAGCCAAGGGAUACGCUCUCAGAGACAGGGCCAACGUACUCUUCCUCACUUACGAGCAGCUGAAAAGGGAGCCCCGCGACACCGUACUAAAACUGGCACGCUUUCUUGGCGAUCGCCAUGUCAAGAUUAUAGAGGACGGUGAAAAUGGCUUGCUAGCCCGGAUCCUGGAACUGUCUUCACCCAGCCAAAUGAAGAGUGUCAUUGUGAUGAACUUGCGCAGCAAGGAGUGGGAGGGUAUGAUGACUAGAAAUAACAUGACCUGUAAGGACGGUUACGGUGGGGACUGCAGAAAGUACAGCAUUGUGAGGAAUGCUCAAAUUGGCGAUUGGAAGAACUACUUCAAGCCUGACCAGCUUCAACGCUUCGAGGCGAAAAUUAAGGCGGAAGGAGAGAAAGCUUCGUUUAUGGAUUUGUGGGCAGACAUCAGGAAAGAGGCGCUUGAAUUAGCUUUUUCGUAAGCGAACUAAAAUUUGCGUUGACCAAUCACGGACGAAACAAGGCAAUGCAAUACACAGCACAGUCAGCUAUAUAUGUCCUGUAUUUUGUGCCGCUUUCUCCUUGACAGUGCUACGCCCACUCGACUGCACCUUUAUAUUUCGCGUCGCAAAUUUACCCUUCGAUGUGUGAACAUACAAAUGCCUUCGUAAGAAAUCAACUAACGUUUGGAAGGACAGAACUUCGACAACAGAAAGCAAGGAACGCGGCUAUUUAUUUUGCCAAUAUCUAGGGGCGCUGUUACUCUAAUCAUGUCCAAGCGACUAGCCCAGAUUUGCACCUUGCUUCUUUGGAGACCCCGUGAAGCUAUUGGAUAUUUCGGCAUGGUGACGUACACCUGCGCCACUAGUUCUGUAGGAAUGUCUCUAACUGCACAUCAAUGGGGCAGUACCAGCGAACGUUGUUUGUAAAUAAUCGGGCAGAAGCAAUGGCCCCUUGAAAUAGUUGUGACGAUGAUUAUCAUGUGUGUGUUAGCGUUCUUGAAAAUUCCUAAAUAUGUGCACGAAAGGAAGAACUCUGAAAUGUGGUACUGGGCUAUUACUGCAGGACUUUACAGAAGAGAAUUUGGCAGACAUCACUUCCAUUAUGAAUUAAAAAAUGACAGCGCUGUUGUAAUAUACUUCACUUCAUGACACUUGAACCUGCUUGUAGUGGGCUCGUGCUUGCUUUUCCCUCUGACAAGUUGUGCAAGGUUCAUUGCGAUUCCUUACGUGUGAAGAAUUUUACGUCAUCGCAAAUGAUUGUUGUCGCUUCAUUAUUGCGUUCGAAAAUUUCAUGGUAAGCAAAGAGCGAAGCCUUAAUAUUACCACACUCUAACGCUCACUAGCGUCUACGCGAAGCGUUUGGGGCUAAAGGUUUUUCAAGCCAGUAGACUGUUCGAUAACUAUCUGCUUUCUUGGUGACGACCAGGAUUUUGAACCGAAAUAUAUCCGGGUUCGGCAGGGGUUCGGGCUCAACGCACUGCGGUUUUGUGAUGGUCCACUUUCGGUUGGGAGAAAUAAAAAGACGAUUCAAACUCCA
Molecule: messenger RNA, 2539 nt
Organism: Dermacentor andersoni
Lineage: Eukaryota; Metazoa; Arthropoda; Arachnida; Ixodida; Ixodidae
Product: sulfotransferase 1C2-like
Molecular function (GO): sulfotransferase activity
Source: RefSeq, a predicted model, not a curated record